Molecule: messenger RNA, 1694 nt
Organism: Sciurus carolinensis (gray squirrel)
Lineage: Eukaryota; Metazoa; Chordata; Mammalia; Rodentia; Sciuridae
Gene: Tfpi2
Product: tissue factor pathway inhibitor 2
Exons: 5
Coding region: 129-833 (234 amino acids)
Biological process (GO): negative regulation of peptidase activity
Cellular component (GO): extracellular region
Molecular function (GO): serine-type endopeptidase inhibitor activity
Source: RefSeq, a predicted model, not a curated record
GGGGUCGGUCGGACGCUCGCCCGGCAUAAAAACGGCACCCGCUGCCCGACGGUGGGACGCUGCGCACCUUGGUCCCGCCUGCGCUCUCCUGGGACGCGUCGUCCCGUGGUUCGCUCGGACCCGGCACCAUGGACACUGUUCGCCGCCUGGCGCUGAUGUUUCUGCCGCUGCUCCUGAUCGGGGCCGUGCCCGGCCGCCUGGGUCAGGCGCACAUAGGAAAUAACGCGGAGAUCUGCCUCCUGCCCCCCGAGGAAGGGCCCUGUAGGGCCCGAAUCCCCAGCUACUACUACGACAGGCACACGCAGAGCUGCCGCCAGUUCAUCUAUGGGGGCUGCAAGGGUAACGCCAACAACUUCGAAACUUGGGCGGCCUGCGACGAAGCUUGCUGGAGGAUCGAGAAAGUUCCCCACAUUUGCCGGUUGGAAGUCAAUGAGAAUAUAUGUGAGGAGCCCAGAGAAAUGUAUUUCUUCAAUCUAAUGACCAUGACAUGUGAAAAAUUCAUGUCUGGUGGGUGUAACCGUAAUGAGAACCAGUUCUCUGAUGAAGCUUCUUGUAUGGACUUCUGUGCACCCAAGAAAAGUCCAAUAUUUUGCUACAGCCCAAAAGAUGAGGGUCUGUGCUCUGCUAAUGUGACUCGCUAUUAUUUUAACACAAGAUACAAAGCUUGCGUGGCCUUCACCUAUAGUGGCUGUGGAGGGAAUGACAAUAACUUUGUUAACAUGAAGGAUUGCACACGUGUUUGUGCAAAAGCAUCGAAGAAAGGGAAGAAAAAGAAGAGGCCAAGGCUUCGCUUUGCCAAUAGAGGCCUGAAAAUUAAGAGGAAGCAAUUUUAAGCAUUUUCUUGUAUGUCAUCAUGCGAAUGAUUAUUGUCUUUAUGGUUAUAUCUGAAGAAAAAUACGGAAGCAUGAGGAAACUAAUCAUUAGUGAUUCAAUCACAGUUUUCAUUGAACUUGUAUCAAUCAAGUUACUUCUUUAUACACAACUUGCCGCAAUUCAAAUGCUAAUCUAUUUUUAAUUUACUGUUCACCUGUUUAUGAGAUCGAAUUCUUACAUUGCAAAAGAUAAAAAAAAAAUGACUCACCCAGUUCUCGGGGUUGCUAGUCCUAAUUUCAGAAGAUUAUAGUAACUGAAGUAGCAUGAGAAUCAUGUAUUUUGAAAAUAGGUGAGCAUAAAAAGAACUGGCAAAUACUUUUAUUUCAUUAUGAACUUAAAAUGUUGGGUUGUAUAUUAAAUCCAAGGAGACAAAAUUGCAGAUUUACCAACACUUUAAAAAUUAUCCCAAAUCAUGUUAACAUAGGCCCUACUGAUGAUACUCCCAUUUCUAUUGUGGCAGAUUGCAGUGUAUUGAGUAAGGGAAUUUAUUUAAAAGAUAAUUUAAUAACUUUUUAAUGAAUUAAAAAGCUAGUCAAAUUAUUAAAAUCAGAAAUAUUGUCCUGGGGAAAUUAUGUCUCUGUAUCUCUUUUUCCAUAGUUGUCUGUCUCUUUCUGUCCUCAAUUACAUAUAUAUGUGUGUAUACAUAUAGAUAGGUGGUCUUAAAAAGUUAUCCUUUUGUUACAUUAUUUCCUAAGACAAAAUGGGUGGCAGACCACUAAAGUUGUUAAAAUUUUUGUACUGUUUGUGUUUCUAUUAUACCAAAAAUCAUGCAUGAUUUAAUAAUUUAAAUUCUACCAAUAAAUUGUUUCUUAUAAAUAGGA